AUGUAAUCUAGGUAAGCUAGAAAUUCUUUGUUUUUAUAUCUAAUGUUCCUUGUAUAAAUAAUAUCUCAAACAUUUGAACAACUAAUAUAAUUCCGGCUAUUACAAACCCAAAUAUGCCUUCAAACUAUUCAAUUACGAAAUUCAGAAGGCCGACCUUCAUUAAACAAUUAAUAAGACUAACUAUACUCUUACCCAGUAAUUUAGUUUUUAUUAUACAUAAAAUAUGUAGCAGCAAAUAACUAAUCCCAAAAAUAUAAAAAUAGGAAAUCUAUAUUGUAACUGAUGGCCUCGCUAAUAUUACUAAAGUAUAAAGCCAAGAAGAUGAAUUCUGAUAAUAUAUGUAUGAAAUAUUCAAUAGAGAAGCAUGAAUAAGUAAUGCAAGGGCAGAAUCAUCAUACUCCAUGUAUUUUGUCAAUAUUUUAGACAUUAAUUGACUUAUAUUAGGCAUUGAGAUCUAAAUUAAUGAAAAGAAAAUUAUGGAAAUUAUUUUAAAAUUAUUUUGUACAUAAAUCUCAUUUAAUUCAAGGUUUCAUCAUUAUUUACUUAAUUAUUAUAAAAUAACUGCAUACUCUUUUCAGUUGUUGA
This is a messenger RNA of Paramecium tetraurelia, 585 nucleotides long. RefSeq lists its product as uncharacterized. The transcript is spliced from 2 exons. The record is from RefSeq and is a predicted model, not a curated record. Lineage: Eukaryota; Ciliophora; Oligohymenophorea; Peniculida; Parameciidae.